Molecule: messenger RNA, 1221 nt
Organism: Ostertagia ostertagi
Lineage: Eukaryota; Metazoa; Nematoda; Chromadorea; Rhabditida; Trichostrongylidae
Source: the annotation of a GenBank genome assembly
AUGCCGCCCAAUUUCUUUCAAAAACCCGAGACUGCCCUUAAACGGGCGCAGGAGUUGAUUCAGGUUGGAAAGGAAUCUGAUGCCCUUGAUACGCUCCACGAUACCAUAAAGGCUAGGCGAUAUAAACAAUGGACUCAAACUCACGAGCAAAUUAUGAUGAAACAUGUCGAGCUGUGUGUUGUGCUAAAGAAACCUCACGUUGCUAAAGAUGCUUUGUUCCAAUAUAAGACACUUACACACCAGGUGGCGGUCAAAUCUCUGGAAACUGUGAUUGAGCACUUUUUACAAAUGGCUGAGCAAAAAACUGAAGAGGCACAGAAGACAUCUAUUGAAAAAGUGGAGGAAAUCGAUGACCUCGAUCAAGGAGAUGUUCCAGAAACGCUUCUUUUGUCAGUUGUUUCUGGAGCUGCAGCCCAAGAUCGUAUGGACAGAACCGUACUUGCGCCUUGGCUACGAUUUUUGUGGGAUUCGUACAGAAAUUGCCUCGAAUUGUUAAGGAAUAAUGCACAGGUUGAACAUUUGUACCACCGCAUAACCAGGAAAUCUUUCCAAUUCUGCUCAAAGUACCAACGCCGAACAGAGUUCAGGAAACUGUGUGAACUGUUGCGCCUACAUUUGAACCAGAUUCAAAAACAUCAGCAUUUGGCCCAUGUCGUGAAGCUGAAUUCGCCGGAGUCCUUAUCAAUGAUGCAGGAAACACGUCUUUGCCAGUUGGAUACUGCUAUACAAAUGGAACUCUGGCAAGAAGCCUAUCGUAGUGCCGAAGAUGUUCACGGAAUGAUGCAGCUCAGCAAAGACAAGGACAAACGCAUGGUAAAGCCCGCUAGUUAUGUGAAUUAUUACGAUAAGCUUGCCUUAGUGUUUUGGAAAGCUGGAAAUAGUCUCUUCCAUGCAGCAGCUCUUCUCCAGAAAUUCAUAAUUUAUAAGGACAUGAAGAGGUCUUUCACUGCAGAUGAAGCUCAAGAGCAAGCGAGUCGGGUCUUGCUAGCAACGUUAUCUAUACCGGACGGAGCCGAUGCUCCUUCAGACCUUACUCGUCAUUUGGAUAUUGAGGAUCAACAUCUCACUAACAUUCGGUUACUCUCGAAUUUGCUCCGUCUUCCCAUUGCUCCUACGCGUGCUGGAUUAUUGAGAGAAGCCGCUCGUCUCGGCGUCCCAGAGAUGGCUUCGGAAUCGACCAACGCGUUGUAUAAGCUACUAGAGAAUAAUUUUGCUCCUCUU